Drosophila ananassae is the source of this 2706-nucleotide messenger RNA. RefSeq lists its product as uncharacterized. The record is from RefSeq and is a predicted model, not a curated record. The transcript has a single exon. The annotation marks the transcript as partial. NCBI's taxonomy places the organism in Eukaryota, Metazoa, Arthropoda, Insecta, Diptera, Drosophilidae. Gene Ontology annotation, molecular function: metal ion binding.
UACAAGUCUGACGAUCAGUCAACUUACCUUGGUUUUUCUCUGAUGAUUGGUGGAGCAAUCGGAAACGUAGUUGAUAGGAUCUAUUGGGGAGCUGUAUAUGAUUUCAUAUAUUUUCAUAUUGAUGAUUGGUAUUGGCCAGCCUUUAAUUUAGCAGAUUUAUCUAUAGUUUGUGGAAUGUUUACAUUGUUAUAUAAGUGGUAUAUAUACGAUAUGCUUAUUUCUAAACAAAAUGAGGAAUAAAAUAAUUGUUUUUAUAUUAGGUCGAAAUAAUGCUUCAUAAGUUUUUUAGUUUUCUUAUACUACCUGUACUUUUUUUUACUUACCCAAUUUCUUCGAAUGCUUUAAACAUAGAGCACAACAUAAAAUAUACUAAACUCAGUAACGGACUAGAUGUUUAUGUUGUUUCUAAUCAUCGGAUUCCAGCCGUUUUACAUGCAGUAAUAUACAAAGUUGGGGGAAUGGAUGAUCCAAUCGGCAAAGCAGGAUUGGCUCACUACUUUGAACAUUUAAUGUUUGAAACUACAGGAAAGUUCACAGAUAUAGAAGCCACUAUGAGUAGCAUUGGGGCUCAAUUUAACGCGUUUACCACUAAAGAAUAUACCUGUUAUUAUGAGUUGGUCCCCAAAAAAGAUUUACCACUUGCAAUGGAAGUUGAAGCAGAUAGAAUGGGCAGCUUUAAUGUUACUCAAGACAAAAUAGAUAGAGAAAAAAACAUUGUGUUGGAAGAAAGAAAAAUGAGAUUUGAUAAUCAUCCUAACAACUUGUUAUGGGAAGAAAUGAAUAGUGCAUUUUACCGUACUGGCUAUGGUAGGUCUGUUAUCGGCUGGGAGAGCGAUAUCAAAACUUACAAUUUGGAUGACAUAACGAGGUUUCAUGAUAACUAUUAUCACUCCGGCAAUGCAAUAUUACUGAUUGUGGGUGAUGUGGAACUUGAUGAAGUAGUGAAAUUAGCAGAAGAAAAAUAUGGCGAAAUUAAAGCUAAGCCUGUAAUGAGAAAUUACCCAAAUCAGGAUCCAGUGCAUAAUGCAGGUCUAUCGGUGACCUUAGAGAGCACUGAAGUAAAAGAACCAGUUUUAUAUUUUCGUUAUCGUGUACCCUUAUUUGAGCAUAUAAAUGAAGCUUCCGCUGCUCAUUUAGCGGUUGAAAUUUUAGGUAGCGGCAAAUCCAGCAAACUGUAUAAUGAUCUGGUUUUAGAUGAAGAUGUGGCAGUAUCAGUGUUUGCUUAUUAUAAUAGCCUAGCUUUUAGUGAUGGCUACAUUGAUAUUCAGGUCAUUCCAAAAAGCGGAGUUAAUUUAGAUAUUGUUGAAAGAGAGUUAGAUAAUGCUAUUAAUAACUUCAUGUCUAAAGGAAUAACGGAUGAGGAGUUGCAAAGCUCGAAAUAUAGAUACAAAGCAGCACAGUUUGAUAAUCUAUCUGACUUAACUCAUAUAGCGAUGUUCUAUGUGCCACACCUUGCACUUGGUAUUCCACUUGAUGAAAUAGAUAUUUCAUAUAGCAAAAUAGAUGAUGUUAAUUUAGAGGAUGUAAAUAACAAAAUUCGUACUAUCUUUUCUUCCAAUAAGUUAAUUGGUCGUUUAUUACCAAAAGGAGAUAACAAUGAGAAUAAGUAAAUUUGUACUUCUGUUUUUUUUCUGCCUAAGCUUUAAUUUACAAGCAAGUGGUAGCUUAAAUAUAGAGGAGGUCACUACCCGUAAAGGAUUUAAGUUUUUAUUUGUCGAAAACUGUGCUUUACCAAAAGUUUCACUGAAUAUAUCAUUUAAAGAUGCAGGUUAUGUGUAUGAGAGUGCAGAAAAACAGGGGCUUGCUUGGUUUACUUCUCUUGUAAUCCAAGAAGGGGCAGGAGAAAAUGACGCUAAGGAUUUUGCAAAAAAACUGAAGAUCAAAGGAAUAAAUUUACUUUUUUACCCCGAUUUAGAAAGUUUCGGAGUGUCAUUAGAAACUUUGUCUGAAAAUUUAGAAGAAAGUAUUUCACUACUUAGCGAUGCUAUAAUACGUCCUAAAGUUGACUCUGAAGGGUUGAAUAGAGUUUUCGAGAAAGCCAAAGUUGAUUUUAAUAAUCUUGAAAAAAAUCCUUAUUUUGUUGCUGGAAAAGAAUUAGAUACGUUAUUGUUUAAAAAACAUCCUUACUCAAAAAGUGUGUACGGUACUCUUGAUACUAUAAUGAGCAUUACUAGAGACGAUGUUUUAACAUACAUAAAGCGUAAUUUUGCUAAAGAUAACAUAGUUAUCAGUGUUGCUGGUUGUACAAAAAAAGAAGAAAUUAUUACGCUAUUAGAUAAAUAUUUAUCUAAAUUGCCGUCAAAAAGAUCAAAAGUGAGAAAAAUACCUGUGAAAAAUGAUUUUGGUUCUGCAGAAAGUAAGAACAUUUUUAUGGAUAUACCACAAAGUGUGAUACUUUUUGCUCAAAAAGGUAUAGCUUAUGAAGAUCCAGACUACUAUAAUGCUCAAGUUUUGGUUAAUGCGCUUGGUGGUAUGGGGCUGAAUUCAGUGCUGAUGAAAGAGCUAAGGCAAAAUCUUGGAAUUACUUAUGGUAUUAGUGCCUCUAUGGCUAGUUAUACGCAUGCAAAUAUUAUAGCCGGAGGUUUAAGUACUGAUAGCUCUACUGCCAGUCAAUCCAUAUCUGCAAUAAGAGAUACAUUGAGCAGGAUAAAAAAGGAAGGAAUUGAUGAACAAUUAUUUAAAGAUACAAAAAUUAGUAUGGUAAAU